AUGUGGAUCGUCCCCCACCCCUACCACACCCUCACUCAUUCCGAUAUUGAGACUCUUGACAUCAACUCUGAUGAUCUCAUUGAACGUCCCUCUGCAUCACGUGAUCUCGCUCAGUUCAUCUGUAAGAUGAUUCAUCUGAAGGACCUGACACUCCGCGGUCAGUGUCACGAUGACUUCUACUCAACAUCGUCAUCAAUGGCAUCUUCUGCAAAGAUUGAGACUCUUUACAUCGACUCUGAUGAUCUCAGUGAACGUCCCUCUGCAUCACGUGAUCUUGCUCAGUUCAUCUGUAAGAUGACUCAUCUAAAGGACCUUAUACUUAUUGAGACUCUUGAGAUCAACCCUGCUGAUCUCAAUGAACGUCCCUCUGCAUCACGUGAUCUCGCUCAGUUCAUAUGUAAGAUGACUCAUCUGAAGGACCUGACACUCUGCGGUCAGUGUCACGAUGACUUCUACUCAACAGCGUCAUCGAUGGUAUCAUCUGCAAAGAUUGAGACUCUUUACAUCAACUCUGAUGAUCUCAUUAAACAACCAUCUGCAUCACGUGAUCUCGCUCAGUUCAUCUGUAAGAUGACUCAUCUGAAGGACCUGACACUCGACGGUCAGUAUCACGAUGACUUCUACUCAACAUCGUCAUCGAUGGCAUCAUCUGUAAAGAUUGAGACUCUUUGGAUUUACUCUAAAGAUCUCAAUAAACGUCCCUCUUCAUCGCGUGAUCUGGCUCAGUUCAUCUGUAAGAUGACUCAUCUGAAGGACCUGACACUCGGCGCUCAGUAUCACGAUGACUUCUACUCAACAUCGUUAUCGAUGGCAUCAUCUGUAAAGAUUGAGACUCUUUGGAUCUACUCUGCUGAUCUAUGGAAACGUCCCUCUUCAUCACGUGAUCUUGCUCAGUUCAUCUGUAAGAUGACUCAUCUGAAGGACCUGAUACUCGGCGGUCAGUAUCACGAUGACUUCUACUCAACAUCGUCAUCGAUGGCAUUAUCCGCAAAGAUUGAGACUCUUGAGCUCAACUAUUUGAGUCUCAAUGAACGUCCCUCUGCAUCACGUGAUCUCGCUCAGUUCGUCUGUAAGAUGACUCAUCUGGAGAAGCUGUCACUCGGCAGUCAGUUUCACGAUGACUUCUACUCAACAUCGUCAUCGAUGGCAUCAUCUGCAAAGAGUUGUACCACGAGCCCCAACCUGACUGAGCUGACAGUGGAUACUAGCACACUAGAAGUAUGGCAGGAUUGUGGUUCGAUGUUUGAUAGUGUGAAAAGGGUCACUAUAGAGGCAGAAAGAACGAUCAACUGUGACGUCAUCCAGAGGAUCCAUCUACCAGGAGCAACAGAACUCACCAUUCAAACACAUGAGUAUGGUCGUCGACCGGCUGGUUUCCACGAGGAGCCCACUUCAAUACCCAAUGCCCUUCUGAAUAUCUCCCCUCAGCUUGUCAAGGUGACAUUCAGGGAUCUUGGCAUUGGCAACAGUAAGAUGGAACUGAUUUUACAAGCUUUCAGUUCACCACACAACCUCAAACAUCUGAAGAUUAUCAGAUUCAUACGAUGCGGGUCAGAUGAGGCCGUGGAUGAUGUCAUAAUUGCUUGCAAUAAAGAUCAGGUCAUGGAGGUGAAGGUGGAGCAUGGAAAACCGCGUCGGUAA
Molecule: messenger RNA, 1641 nt
Organism: Strongylocentrotus purpuratus (purple sea urchin)
Lineage: Eukaryota; Metazoa; Echinodermata; Echinoidea; Camarodonta; Strongylocentrotidae
Exons: 10
Coding region: 1-1641 (546 amino acids)
Source: RefSeq, a predicted model, not a curated record